AUGCAAUCGGAAGUCGCAAAUGUUUGCCAAAUUGGCCCAAAUCUGCCAAAUUUGGCAGAUUUGAAAAAUUUUCUGCGUGAGGAGAAGCCGCUUUACUUCCACGUUUUGGAAGAAUAUUUACGAAAUGCGGCACAUUUGAUUAACAACCUAACAGCGAGAUUGGAGAGAAGUGAGCAUCAGGCUCAUGAAAAUGAAGGGAUCGAGGUCCCAAGUGUGGACUUGAUUCGCCGCCCAAGUCCUCCGCCAACUUGGGAGCAGUUGGAAUUAUUGCGUGAGCCCCUAGAGCACGAGCGCGAAAUGGAGCGCCAACGUGAGGUUGAAGAGUGGCUCGUGUUCCAGCCCCUCGAAGAAGAACAACAUGAACACCAGGAAGUGGUAGAACCAGUACCGGCACUGGUUCACGAUGAAGAGGAGGAGGGGGAAAUGGCGGAGUGGCGGCAAGUGUCACAUGAGCACAAUGAGGGAAGUGCCGAUGUGAUACCGAGGGCGUCCGCGAAUGUCCCAGAACGCAUGGAAGUGGAGACAGUUCGCGAAAUCGUACUGCGUUCUCGGACCAUACGAAUUCCAAUAGUAACGCAAGAAGGACAUGAGACAAUACCAGCAGUUCCAGAAGCCUUCCAUGCGCCGGUGGUGGAAGGUUUACCGGCACAAUACCAACAGCUGCUGGUUGUGCCACCGAUUGACCCGUACACAGUAAAUAGGAAUGCUGACGGGUCUAUGAUAAUUAAAUGUGGCAUGUGUCCUAAAGAAUUUAGGACCCUAAAGGGAUGGCGAAUUCAUGCCGCCAAACUGCAUCGGCAGAAUGGCUUUUGCCAAAAAUGCGGCCAUUACGUCAACAUGCUGCAUGUCCGCUCCGAUGAAGAAAUCGCAGCUACAAUGGAGCUCCAUUCUUUGGAAUGGUGCCCCAAGGCCACGAAGGCCGUAAUGAGAGAAAGAGCUGCAAAGCGGAGAAGGCUCGAAUUGGUGGGUAGAAACGAUGAAGCGGAGCGCUAUUAUGUUGCUGGUAGAUGA
Messenger RNA from Loa loa (African eye worm), 1011 nucleotides. Its product is annotated as zinc finger protein. Bases 1 to 1011 code for a protein of 336 amino acids. Lineage: Eukaryota; Metazoa; Nematoda; Chromadorea; Rhabditida; Onchocercidae. The transcript has 5 exons. The record is from RefSeq and is a predicted model, not a curated record.